UCCGGCCUCUUACCCAUCACUCUGCCCCUUGCACCGUUGUAAUGACCACAUAUUGGAUUCAGGAAAUUAGCAAGCACCUCGCCGAGACCGCCCACAUUAUUUACUUGAUAUUGUCCCUGACCUUGUGCGGAACUUUAGGCCUCCCUAUCUGUCCUCAUUGCUCCCAGAACUUCUCAUCCAGUGUUUCUUUUCACAUUCAGACCUUUGGCCGCUUGUAAAGUCAAUGUCUCCUCAUGCUCAACGGCCGCUCGCUGGUUUGUAUAUACAUGCCGAAGUUAGCAACCUCCUUCCAGCGCCAUGGUCUUUCAUGGGACCC
Molecule: messenger RNA, 316 nt
Organism: Parathielavia appendiculata
Lineage: Eukaryota; Fungi; Ascomycota; Sordariomycetes; Sordariales; Chaetomiaceae
Exons: 1
Coding region: 42-218 (58 amino acids)
Source: RefSeq, a predicted model, not a curated record